This is a messenger RNA of Penicilliopsis zonata CBS 506.65, 960 nucleotides long. RefSeq lists its product as hypothetical. The record is from RefSeq and is a predicted model, not a curated record. The transcript is spliced from 5 exons. Gene Ontology annotation, cellular component: proteasome core complex, alpha-subunit complex; nucleus; proteasome core complex. Bases 103 to 885 code for a protein of 260 amino acids. Gene Ontology annotation, biological process: ubiquitin-dependent protein catabolic process. Lineage: Eukaryota; Fungi; Ascomycota; Eurotiomycetes; Eurotiales; Aspergillaceae.
CUCUCUCUCUCUCCCUCUCUCUCUGAUAUUUGAUCUCUGAUUUCUCUCCUCUUUCUAUCUUUUCACCAUCUGCUGCUUUACGAUUGACACGAUCUCAACAAAAUGGCCUCCGGAUACGAUCGAGCUCUCUCAGUGUUUAGCCCCGACGGGCAUGUAUUCCAGGUGGAAUAUGCCACAGAGGCAGUGAAGCGAGGAACCUGUGCGGUCGGCGUCAAGGGCAAAGAUAUCGUCGUGCUGGGCUGCGAGAAACGGUCGGCGCUGAAACUACAAGACACGCGCAUCACACCCUCCAAGAUCGCCCUGGUGGACAACCACGUGUGCCUGGCGUUCGCGGGCUUGAACGCCGACGCCCGCAUCCUGAUCGAUAAAGCGAGGCUGGAGGCCCAGUCGCACCGGUUGACGGUCGAGGACCCCGUCACGGUCGAGUACAUCACCAAGUACAUUGCCGGAGUGCAGCAGCGGUAUACGCAGAGCGGAGGCGUGCGGCCGUUUGGAAUCAGUACGUUGGUUGUCGGGUUCGAUCCGAACGAUAAACUGCCUAGACUUUACCAGACGGAGCCGUCGGGGAUUUAUUCUGCUUGGAAAGCAAAUGCCAUCGGCCGGUCGAGCAAGACGGUCCGCGAAUUCCUCGAACGCAACCAUCAAGACGAGAUGGACCGCGAAGCCACCAUCCAGUUAACCAUCAAAUCACUGCUCGAGGUCGUGCAGACGGGAGCCAAGAAUAUCGAGGUCGCCAUCAUGGCGCCCGGCAAGGGCAUCGAGAUGCUCCCCGACGAGCAGAUCGAGGCGUACGUCAAGAACAUCGAGACGGAGAAGCAGGAGGAGGCCGCCGCCAAGAAGAAGCCGCGCGGGACUCCCACCGCGGCCAUUUUGACGAGGGAGUAGCUUAGUCCUGUCUAAGUAUCCAAAGCAGACACACUAUCAGACUCUUAAUAAAGAUACUCUACACACUAUCCGUAC